UCCUGCCGUCCAAAAACUACAAAAUAUAUAUCCUUUAUACUAACAUACAUACACGUGUCAUAAUCUUAUCCACCGAUUGAUAUUUAUUAAAUAUUGAAUCGACGAAUAAGAUUGUGUCACGUGUCUCUAUUUAGUCUUCUGUUAGAGUGAAGGCAUAUAUAAUCUAGUUUUUUUUAUCGCAGAAGGAUCAAUGUCCCAAAAAUAUAACAUAGGAUAUCUGCAUAUCUUUACGAUAAUUCGAAAGUAUAUUUUAUCAUUUUUUUUUCUUUUAUUUUUAUGUGUCUCUUAAAAAACCUAAAGUAUAAUGACCAUUUCACUAAAAUUAUCCUUAUUUCUUUAUCUUAUAACAAUUUAAUACUUGGUAUUUUUAUUUAUAUCAUAUUAAUUUCUCUCCGUAUUUAUUAGAGUAUGGGGGAUGAAGGUGGACAAUAAAUCUUGUUUUGAUUUUCUCAAGGAAAAAAUAAUAUCCUUACUCACAUAUUCCAAGAACUAAAAAAAUACAAUUAGAAAAUGCUACUACUACUUGACAAUUAAAUAAUAACCCUACCAUAAACUCAAUUAAAAAAUGCUAUUUUAUAUAUAUAAAAAAAAUAUCCUUUUUGGGAAUCCCUCUAUUAAACAAAUUAAGUCAACUCUUAUCUUAAAAGUUUUUUUAAUCCCAUCCACAUAUUAUAUAGGAGAAGAUCAAGAAGGGUAUUAUGAGCAAGAAUUAUUCAAAAUGUCAACAUCUUUCCCUAUGAAUGGUGGUGAUGCUGUUUAUAGCUACUCCAAGAACUCCCAAAUACAGAGAGAAGUGUUAGAUGGUGCAAAGGAGAUGAUGAAAGAAGCAAUUAUUAAAAAUCUUGACAUCAAAAACAUGUUUACUUAUUCUUCAAACAAAUUUAAUAUUGUAGAGUUGGGAUGUUCAAUUGGACCAAACACAUUCAACUCAAUGCAACAUAUUGUACAAGUUGUAAAGGAAAAGUACCAUGAUAACAAUAUUGAAUUCCAAGUAUUUUUCAAUGAUCAUGUAAACAAUGAUUUCAACACCCUCUUUCGAUCACUCCCUAUCGAUCGAUCCUACUAUGCAUGUGGAGUUCCAGGAUCUUUUCAUGGUAGAUUAUUUCCAUCGCGAUCCAUACAUUUUGCACAUUCUUCUUGUGCUAUACAUUGGUUAUCUAAGUGUCCAAAAGAACUAUUAGAUGAAAAAACCCUAGCAUGGAAUAAGGGAUUGAUUCACUAUGUUGGUGCAUCAAGUAUUGUAGUGAAUGCUUAUGUUGCUCAAUUUGAAAAGGACAUGGAAAUGUUCUUCAAUGCAAGAGCUGAGGAAAUUGUCCAAGGAGGAAUGAUGGUGAUUCUUUCACCAUUUUCGGGUUAUCGUUACCUCAAAUUUUUUGGCUCUACUCUUAUGGAUUUGGUAAAUGAGGGAAUGCUAGAUGAAUCUCUAGUUGACUCAUUCAAUGUGCCAGUGUAUUUUCCCUCUAUUGAAGACAUGACUAAAGUGGUGGAGAAAAAUAAUUUUUUUAGCAUUGAGAAAAUAGAAUUAACAUAUCCUAAGUCAAAACUUGUGGAUGAGGCUGAUGCAAAGACUUUAAUUAUAAACUUAACAGCUGUUUUACAACAAGUUUUUAUCAAUCAUUUUGGGAAUGAAAUAACAGAAGAAACUUUUACAAGGACUAUACUCAAAAGUGAAGAGAUUUCAGCAUGGAUGAAAAUAAAUUGUGAAAAAGCAUGUCAAUUAUUUGUAGCUUUAAAGCGGAAAUAAAUUAAUUUUUUUGUCAAAGACAUGGAGAUGGACAUGACAUGCAUAUGUAAUAGGACAAGUUUCUUAUGUUUUUUUUUCUUCUAA
This is a messenger RNA of Solanum pennellii, 1828 nucleotides long. RefSeq names its product probable S-adenosylmethionine-dependent methyltransferase At5g38780. Gene Ontology annotation, molecular function: S-adenosylmethionine-dependent methyltransferase activity. Gene Ontology annotation, biological process: methylation. NCBI's taxonomy places the organism in Eukaryota, Viridiplantae, Streptophyta, Magnoliopsida, Solanales, Solanaceae. The record is from RefSeq and is a predicted model, not a curated record. The transcript is spliced from 3 exons. Bases 566 to 1744 code for a protein of 392 amino acids.